CGAAGCUCGAAUCGGCAGCGCAAGAGUGUGUUAAAGAUAUCAAAAACAAGUUUGUGGAUCGGCAACGGGGUGGACGUAGUAGCACUGAUGGGGUUACUCACUUCGGUUUGAAAGAGGCAGAAGAAGCGGCGCGUGGGCUCGCUCAGCUCAUCGAGAAAACGGAACAAAUGCAGCCGCAUAUCGAGUGUUAUGAAAAGCUGAAGAAUCCAAAACUAGGGGACGCGCUCAAGCUCAAAUUAAAGACGGAGACUUUCAGCAAAUCGCUCGCAAGUUUUCUCAGAGACGAGGUUCAACAACUUCUCUUACCGUUUUUAGCUGGCUCAAACGCAAACGAUCUGGUAGACGGCCUCGAUUUUACUCAUAUUGACGAUGUUAUGGAAACCAUGAAGGAUCACGUUAAAGAUCAACUUGCCGAAUCCGAAGCUCCUAAGCCGUGAGCUGUUUUUGGUGCAUGCCGAUAACGUGUCUGCCCAUGUUGGAUAUUUUAAGGAGAGGAUGGGAAAUAUAUCAGUGACCUCCAGUCUACAGAGGAUGGAAGGUACCGACUACUUUUGCGUGUUUGUUCUCCCUUCGAUAGACUGGUAACCUGUACUCUUCAUCUUCUACUAGAGAGUUGAAAUUGAAUGUUUGAUGUUUUUGAGAAACUUGUUGCACUGAAUUUUCCGACAACAUCACAGCUGGAAGGGAUGGUUGCCUGGGUGUGGAGGAGAAAAACUAUGACGACGAUCAUGAUAGGAUCAACUCUGGGAUGUGCGGCUUGCUUUGUUGGGUACUGAAACUUGUUGUUGAGAUUAUUUUCUUCAAUUUUGAUAACUAAGUGCGUACCUACGUUCCAAUCGCGAUAUCUAAAUUUGUCUUUUCAAAUGUAUGUGCAGCUUCAGGGAGAUCGUUAGCACUAUCGACACUGGUUUCUAAUAUGGCUAUCGUCACGCAUGUAGUAGCCUGCACUCAUCUUGUCUCCGUAUGAUAGUUCUUCUGUGAUAACACCACCCGUGGGCUUGGGAAUUGAGGAGAACAACUCUGAGGAGGGGACUACAGAUCGAUGGGAAGUACUACUUCAACGAAUUAUAUUCUUUGUGGCCGUUGUGGUUGUCUCUUCAAGUAGAUAGUCAUAGUUGUAAACUGGACUUUUUUCGCUUGUUCUUCUAGUUCGAUCUAUGAAAAGCAAGCCUGCUGAUGAACACAAAAAGGAGGUUCUCAGGUGCUGUCGAGAAAGUAUUAGUACUGAAUUUUCUGACAGCCACAGCCACUAUUACUACAUCACAGGUGGAGCGGUUGUUUGUGUGUGGAGGAGAAAAAGUAUCAAGACGAGGUGGGUAGGGAGACGACGGAAAAAUUGCUGUUAAACCACAUAAUAGAUUGCUGUUAAACUACAGGACUUGCUGCAUCUUGAGAUGGGCAUUUGUGCCAUGUACAGGGAUGGACUCACUAUGGGUAGCUCUAAACUGGCACGUCUUCAACGAUAUGAAAAUGGCCGUGGUCGGCAUCUACUAAAGGAGUGCGCACAUGAAAAAUCGUAGUCUAGAAAGAUGAUGAUAGAUUGAUAAAAAGCGUUUUUUCUAAUAGACAUUUUUUUAUUGCAAAAGUCGCCCAUUGAAGGAAUUUUUGGUCAGACCGUCAGACCCCCGAAAAGGAGGAAACGUGGCAAACAGUGGCGAGCAUUGCAGCCCAGAUCAAUUGUGCUUAAAAAUGAUACAUCAAAAGGCGAAGGUCGCUAGAUACUGC
Messenger RNA from Amoebophrya sp. A25, 1725 nucleotides. NCBI's taxonomy places the organism in Eukaryota, Dinophyceae, Syndiniales, Amoebophryaceae. The record is from the annotation of a GenBank genome assembly.